Messenger RNA from Syngnathus acus (greater pipefish), 3730 nucleotides. Its product is annotated as serine/threonine-protein kinase 36-like. The transcript has 20 exons. Gene Ontology annotation, biological process: protein phosphorylation. The record is from RefSeq and is a predicted model, not a curated record. Lineage: Eukaryota; Metazoa; Chordata; Actinopteri; Syngnathiformes; Syngnathidae. Bases 192 to 3479 code for a protein of 1095 amino acids. Gene Ontology annotation, cellular component: cytoplasm. Gene Ontology annotation, molecular function: ATP binding; protein kinase activity.
UACACCAGGAUUUUUUUUUCCAAAUUCAGCGUCCCCAAGUUGUAAUGAUCCUGUCAAACAUACAAAAUUGCAGCCGCGCUAAGACGUCAAUUUCAGCCAAUCGUGUAUACUAUAUUCCAUUUUUUAAUGUAGUGAAUAAUUUCAUUCACGUUAACAUUUGAUCAACAUCUGCUCAAGCUCAUCUGCAAAAUAUGAAUUCGUAUCACGUUUUAGAACUGGUGGGAGAGGGCUCGUUUGGUCGCGUUCACAAAGGGAUGAAGAAAUUUACGGGUCAAGUGGUAGCUCUCAAGUUCAUGCCAAAGAUGGGUCGCUCAAACAAAGAACUGCAAAGUCUAAAGAAGGAAAUUGAAAUAAUAAGUAACCUUCAGCAUCCAAACAUUGUGAAAUUUUAUGACAGCUUUGAAACCGAAACAGAGGUUGUGGUUGUGACCGAGUAUGCAGAGGGUCAGUUGUUCCAGAUUAUUGAAGAUGAUGGCAGUUUACCAGAAAGUCAGGUUUGUGAGAUUGCCUGCCAGCUCGUGUCAGCGUUAUAUUAUUUGCACUCCCGCCGUAUCCUGCACCGAGACAUGAAACCACAAAAUAUCCUCUUUGAUAAAAACGGUGUGGUGAAAUUAUGUGACUUUGGGUUUGCUCGGGCAAUGAGUGUCUCCACCAUGGUGCUGACUUCUAUCAAGGGAACACCACUUUAUAUGUCCCCUGAGUUAGUUGCGGAGAAGCCUUAUGACCACACCGCUGACCUCUGGUCCCUGGGCUGCAUCCUUUAUGAACUCCUCACAGGGGUGCCUCCAUUCUACACCAAUUCUAUUUUCCAUCUGGUGCAGCUCAUUGUGAAAGACCCCAUCAAAUGGCCAGACACUAUGAGCAGCACAUGCAUGAGUUUUCUGAAAGGUUUGUUGACGAAAGACCCUCAGAAGCGACUGUCAUGGCCAGAGCUCCUCCAUCAUCCUUUUGUUGCUGAUGGUGUUCUAGUGAUUCCAGACACAGGUGUUUUCAGUCCACUGACAGUCACGCCUGACCCAGAUAUGCUGGCACUGAAACUGAAACAAAUGGCAGAAAAGACAUCGCUAAACUCUGGGGAGAGCAAAAUAUUGAGAAAGGUCAAAGAGCAGAGGAGCAAAAGUAACACAAAGAAACCAUCUGACAGUGCUAAAAAUAUGAUGGAUGAACUGCAAAGUGAAGAGACCAAGUCUGUGUUGACAGUAGCGCCCCCUGGUGACACCUCUGUAGCCUCAAUUCAGUCAUCUUUUAAAGCCCCUUUAAGUGCUUUUCCAAGGACUCAGACUGGCACCCUGCAAAAAAGGGGUCCAAUCAGUCAGGACUACGAACGCGAGUUCCCCUCCAUAGAAGUCGGGCCACGACUAAUCCAAAGGACACUCAAGAACAAACCUGAAGUCAUUGCACAUAUGUCAAGUUCCAUAGCAGCUGAUAGUGAGGAUUUUUGGUUGAAGCUUGUUGAGGAAUCCGAUCCAAGCGGAAAAACGCAAGACCCAUUAAACUACCGCAUUGUUAUUGUUAAAGUGAAAUCCACAAUUUUAGCAUUUAAGCAGCAGCUAGAUGAUGGUGUGCUGAAAGACAUUCGGUCCAUUCACCUUCCGCUCAAGGUCCUACAGAACCUGAUUCUGACCUCUGACCUUGCCAUUAGGAACCACAUUGGCAGUGAACUUGGACUGCCAAGUCUUCUCAUUGACUUAGUUCACGACUUUGUGGAAAACUCACGUUUUACUGAGCAACCGUGGAGUCUGCCAACACUUGGAGAAAUGAUUGUUGUGCUGCUGAUCUACUGGGACAAAAACUAUGACAGCUUAAGAGCAGAAAAUAGACCCGAACGAUUCAUCAAGCCUUUCAUGACCAUCCUUAACCAAGAGGAACUCAAUCCCUUAGCCCCUCUGGCUGCAGGUAUUUUAUCUGUGUUGAGCCAGCAUGACAUUGCUGUUCAAGCUGAUGUGAAAAGGCUGCUUUCCUUGCUGAAAGAACUUGUCAGUGGUUCACGUCAGCUCCAAGUUCCACUCCCGCCAGGUCGGGGACUCUGUGACGGCCUCCUCGCCUUGCUAUUCCACACGGUGGAUGAGCAUGAUGAUGCCUCUUUAUGUUGGGAUGCACUCAUAUUAAAUCACCUUUGGGAAGGGAUUGGCACUGCGCUGGCAAAGACCAAGCCAGACAUAGAUUUGUGUUCAGCAAAUGGUCUGCAUUUUCUUAUGUCUGUCUCAUUGUUGGUCUUCUCCAAGGAUCCAUAUUGGUAUAUUUCCCUCUUUACUGAGAGCAACUCAAAAUUUCUAUACACUCUUGGCUGGCUGCUGAGCUCUGAAUGUUGUAUAUUUGCAGAGGGCCAUUCAGGUCCGUUGGAGGAGGGUUUUAGUGGCGAGAGCUUCAUCGAGUUGAGCUGCCACUUCCUGUGCCUUCCAUUUGCUUUGGACUUGAAUUCAUGCACCAGUUCUAGAAUAUUGCACUUGUAUGACAGCUGCGGUGUGGUUAAAGGGCUUCUGCAGGUGAUUCAAACGCUUCCUGUUUCAUUAGUGGAGCUGCCACUGUCACUUCUGCGCCGCUUGUUGCUGCGCGACCGUCAACGCUUUGUUUACCACCUCGGUAAAGCUGCUCGUGGAUUUUUCUCUGCACCGGCACUCAGUCCGUCGGGUCAGCAGACACCGCCCAGAACUGCAAGUUCUUUGCUCUCUGAUUUGCUUCAGCGAGAUGAGCUCGGGGACUCUGCCGUAGAGCUCCUCUCCCUGUUAUACCUCCUCGGCCGUUUUUGCCCUCACUCCGGUCACCUCCAGCUUCACGUUGAAUCGUCCGUGUUACUGCAGGCGCUCACUCAUGCUUAUGACCCAAUCAAGGCCGCCACAUGCAAAGUUUUGGGAAAUUUAUAUCCAUUCAGGUCACCCAAAUUGCCCAAUUUAAGAGUUAUCAUUUUUAAAAGCAUGAUAGACCUUCUCGAGGACUCUAAUGUGCAUGUGCGGCAGGUGGCUUGCUUGUCAGUUGGCAAAUGGUUAGGUUAUAUUGCGGUGAAAGCUGCAUCUAACGCAGGAAGGCGGUUAAUAAUGAAGGACAAUGAAGCACACAGGGGUUCAAGCAGGGAGAAUAUAGACAAGCCAGGUGAUGAUGAGAUGAGACCAUGGCUGGAAGAAGCCAGGAUGACGGGAGCCGCACUGGCGUCACUGACCUCUGACCCGAAUGCCCACACUCGUCACCAUGCCUGCGCAGCUCUGGGAAACCUGCUACAUGUUCAAGGCGCUAUCUCCGAGCUGCUGCAAGAAAGCGUGUCCAGACUACUUCUGAGAGCCGCAUGCACAGAUUCCCAUAAUGUAGUGAGAGAGGCCGCCAUUGCAACUUUGAGUUUGUACAUCCAGCAGGAUGCAUUGCGACAGGUCUUAAUAUCACUGGAUGCCAGAGGACAACUACUCCAGGCUCAACAUACACCUCUACAAUGUGACUAUCUUCCUCUUAUGAGACAGCUCCAGACAGAGAUUGAUAACAAUUCAUAACUUUUUCACCUUUGUUGUGUCUGCCAGGAAACAACUACUUCAAGCAUAUUCAUGCAAUUGAAUGCAAUAAUUGAUGCAAAAAGACUAAAAUGAAUCCCAAAAAUGGAAAGUGCAUGAAUAUUACUGUUUGAAUCACAGUAAAGUGGUUGAUAUCCAAAUUACAAAGUUUUAAAAAUGUGUUAUAAGGGCUGUGAAUGGACAAAAAGGUUUUACGAUAUUAGUAAUAAAAAUAUGAUGUACUGAAUAUUUUA